AGAACUCAGAAGCUAAAGGUAGAACGGAGUUUUGAAAAAGCAUCUUUCAAAUCUUGAAUCUCCAAUCAUUGCUCUGAUAUAGGAGGUUGAGAGGGAUCUCGAGCAUUCAUCAGCAAAGAUGUCCGACGGCAUCUCCAUUGACGCAUUGGGUCAAGCCGUGGGGGACUUUAGUAAUCAUGAGAAACAACUUGGAUUUGAUUUAGGAGCUUAUGUUGGUGAUUUGGCUUUUGAAGAGGAUUCAGGCAGUGAGGAUAUAUCAUUGGAGGGACUUCAGCAAGAACUUGAAGAAUGUGAGAGUGAUGAGGUUGUUGCCAAUAUACUGUCCAGUGGUGCCAAACUUAGAGAAUAUGCUAAAGGUGUGGAAAACAAUCUUCGGAAGGUCGAAUUGGAUUCCAUUGAGGAUUACAUAAAAGAGAGUGAUAACCUAGUCUCGCUUCACGAUCAGAUUCACGACUGUGACAGCAUCUUGUCACAAAUGGAAACUCUCCUCAGUGGAUUUCAGGAAGAGAUUGGUUCUAUAAGUUCCGAUAUAAAAAUUCUGCAAGAAAAAUCUAUGGACAUGGGUUUGAGAUUGAAAAACCGCAGGGUGGCUGAAUCAAAGCUAGCAAAAUUUGUCGAAGACAUUAUAGUGCCACCAAAGAUGAUAGAUGUAAUUGUGGAUGGAGAGGUGAAUGAAGAGUACAUUAGAACGCUUGAAAUUCUGAGUAAGAAACUGAAAUUUGUAGCAGCUGAUCCUGCGGUUAAAAGUUCUAAGGCAUUAAAAGAUGUAGAGCCUGAGCUCGAGAAGCUCCGGCAGAAAGCAAUUUCCAAGGUGUAUGAUUUUAUUGUCCAGAAACUUAUAGCCCUGAGGAAACCCAAAACGAACAUUCAAAUUCUUCAACAGAGUGUGUUAUUAAAGUACAAGUAUAUUAUCUCCUUCCUCAAAGAACAUGGAAAAGAAGUAUUUAUGGAUGUUCGUGCUGCAUACAUUGAUACCAUGAACAAGGUGUUAAGUGCACAUUUUCGUGCUUAUAUUCAAGCUCUUGAGAAACUGCAAUUAGAUAUAGCGACAGCUUAUGACUUGAUUGGGGUGGAGACUAGAAGCGCCGGCCUCUUCUCAAGAGCUAGGGAGCCACUGAAGAACCGUUCUGCCGUCUUUGCUCUGGGUGAGAGGAUAAAAAUUAUAAAGGAAAUUGAUCAACCUGCACUGAUCCCGCACAUAGCUGAAGCCAGCUCUCUCAAAUAUCCUUAUGAAGUGCUCUUCAGGAGCUUGCACAAGCUACUUAUGGAUACAGCUACUUCUGAGUAUAUAUUUUGCGAUGAUUUCUUUGGUGAAGAGUCUAUAUUCUAUGAAAUUUUCGCUGGUCCAUUUUCUGUCAUCGAUGAGCACUUCAAUCCCGUUCUUACAAACUGUUUUGACGCUAUCGGCCUGAUGCUUAUGAUUCGCAUUAUACACCACCACCAGCUUAUCAUGUCUCGCCGGGGGAUUCCAUGCCUAGAUUCAUAUUUGGACAAGGUUAAUAUAUCUUUAUGGCCGCGUUUCAAAAUGGUGUUUGAUUCACACAUCAGCAGUCUGCGAGAUGCAAACAUAAAGACAUUAUGGGAAGAUGAUGUUCAUCCUCACUAUGUAAUGAGGCGCUAUGCUGAAUUCACAGCUUCGUUUAUUCACUUGAAUGUUGAAUAUGGCGAUGGGCAGCUUGAUAUAAAUUUGGAACGUUUAAGAAUGGCUGUAGAUGUCUUGAUUCUCAAGCUUGCAAAGUUGUUCCCAAGGCCAAAGCAGCAAAUUGUGUUUCUCAUAAACAACUAUGACAUGACAAUUGCUGUACUGAAGGAAGCUGGACCAGAAGGUGGUAAAAUCCAAAUGCAUUUCGAGGAAUUACUAAAGAGCAACACUUCGUUAUUCGUGGAAGAAUUGCUGGUGGAGCAUUUCAGUGAUUUAAUCAAAUUUGUGAAAUCUCGUGCUUCUGAGGAUUCAAGCUCAAAUCCGGAGAGAUCAAUCACAGUUGCUGAGGUAGAUCCGCUGGUGAAAGACUUUGGAAGCAGGUGGAAGACAGCGAUAGAGUUGAUGCACAAAGAUAUCAUAACUUCCUUCAGUAACUUCUUGUGUGGUAUGGAGAUAUUGAGAGCUGCAUUGACACAGCUGCUGCUCUAUUACACAAGACUUACAGACUGCAUCAAGAAGAUACCUGGUGGAUCUGGUCUGAACAAGGAUCUUGUCUCCAUCCAGUCUAUAAUGUUCGAGAUCAGGAAGUACUCAAAGACUUUCUAAAAGAUAAGAUACGUUAGCUGCUUAUGAAGAGAGAGUGUGUAAGACAGUGAGAUCUUUAAAAGUGAAUCUUAAAGCCAUUGUUAUGCGUUAUAUGAUGUAUUCUUGAGACGUUUUUGUUUUGCUACUGUUAAUCCCAUUUUAGUCUUCCUUCUUUCUCUCGGCUUGAGUGUAAUCAACAGUUUCACUAUUGCUAAAGAUUUGAAACGAAAAGAUGAGAAAAGGAUGAGG
Messenger RNA from Eruca vesicaria subsp. sativa (arugula), 2476 nucleotides. The record is from the annotation of a GenBank genome assembly. NCBI's taxonomy places the organism in Eukaryota, Viridiplantae, Streptophyta, Magnoliopsida, Brassicales, Brassicaceae.